Molecule: messenger RNA, 6286 nt
Organism: Panonychus citri (citrus red mite)
Lineage: Eukaryota; Metazoa; Arthropoda; Arachnida; Trombidiformes; Tetranychidae
Gene: unc-104
Product: kinesin-like protein unc-104
Biological process (GO): microtubule-based movement
Molecular function (GO): microtubule binding; ATP binding; microtubule motor activity
Source: RefSeq, a predicted model, not a curated record
GUGAUUAUUGUUUUGUUUAAUCGCCAAUCAAAUGUAACAUUUGACAAUUUAAUCUAAUUGUAAAUUCACCUUGUUCAGUGUAAUUAUAAAUUCUGAUCACCUAAUAUCUUGAUUGCUGAAAAGUGAUUAAUAUUAUUCAUCAAAUUCAAUGAAAAGGUUACGCUCCUUGUGAUAUACAAUUAGAAAUUAGAUCAAUUUAUAAAAUCGAGACCAACUCAAUCAAAUCGAUAAUAAUAAUCGACCAUGUCCUCAGUUAAAGUCGCUGUUCGGGUUCGGCCCUUUAAUAAUCGUGAGAUUAGCUACAAAUGUAAAUGUAUCAUUGGUAUGAAUGGACAGACAACAACAAUUACCAAUCCAAAGAUUUCGGAUACAGAUAAAAAUUUCAACUUCGAUUACUCGUAUUGGUCACAUAAUCCGGAUGAUCCAAAUUUCGCUUCCCAGGAUCGGGUUUACAAAGAUAUCGGUGAGAAAAUGUUACAACACGCAUUCGAGGGAUACAAUGUUUGCAUUUUCGCUUAUGGACAAACGGGAGCGGGUAAAAGUUACACGAUGAUGGGCACCAAAGAGGAAGAAGGUGUCAUCCCUCAUAUCUGCCGUGACCUUUUCCAUCGAGUUCUAUCCGAUGAUGAUGAGAAUUCCCUCUAUUCGGUUGAAGUUUCUUUCAUGGAAAUUUAUUGUGAACGAGUUCGUGAUCUUUUAAAUCCUAAAAAUCGUUCAUCACUUCGAGUUCGUGAACAUCCAGUUCUUGGUCCAUACGUCGAGGAUUUAUCUCGACUUGCGGUCACUUCAUAUGAAGAUAUAAGGGAAUUGAUGGAUGAAGGUAACAAGGCAAGAACUGUAGCUGCAACUAAUAUGAACGAGACGAGUAGUAGGUCACAUGCCGUUUUCACGAUUAUUUUCACUCAACGACGGACUGAUUCAGCUACUGGCCUGGAGGCGGAGAAAGUUUCAAAAAUAUCGCUUGUUGAUUUAGCCGGAAGCGAACGAGCUGAUUCAACCGGCGCUCAAGGAACCCGAUUAAAGGAAGGCGCAAAUAUAAAUAAAUCAUUAACGACAUUAGGUAAAGUCAUUUCGGCUCUCGUUGAAAUGGCAACGAAGAAGAAGAAAAAAGGUGAACAUAUUCCAUAUCGAGAUUCGGUACUGACUUGGCUUCUUCGGGAAAAUUUAGGUGGAAAUUCAAAGACUGCAAUGAUAGCGGCGAUUAGUCCGGCUGAUAUUAAUUACGAUGAAACAUUAAGUACAUUACGUUAUGCUGAUCGUGCGAAACAAAUUGUAUGCAAAGCGGUGAUUAAUGAAGAUGCCAAUGCUAAAUUGAUUCGAGAAUUAAAGGAAGAGAUAAUUAAAUUGAAAGCUUUACUUCGAGCUGAAGGUUUAGAGAUGGGUGAAGAUUCGGCUCAGGUUGAUGUUCAAUCGGUUAAACGGCGAACUGGUUCAGUAUCACAAGUUGGUGAGACGGCGAUUGAACAGCUUCAAGAAUCCGAGAAAUUAAUGUCAGAAUUAAAUGAAACAUGGGAAGAGAAAUUAAAACGAACAGAAAUGAUUCGAUUACAACGAGAAGCAGUUCUCGUCGAAAUGGGUGUGGCAACGGGCGAAGAUGGUGACACAGUUGGCCUAUUUUCACCCCAACGAACACCUCAUCUAGUUAACCUUAAUGAAGAUCCAUUGAUGUCCGAGUGUCUAAUUUACUACAUCAAAGAUGGUUUCACCAGAGUGGGUCUUUCGGAGGCCGAAAUACCUCAAGAUAUAAAACUCCAUGGAAGUCACAUUGCUCUUGAACAUUGUAUCUUCGAGAAUCGUGAUGGUAAGGUCACUUUAAUACCAGUUCGAGACUCUCUUUGCUAUGUCAACGGAAUGAAAGUCGAUAAACCGGUUGAACUUAAAACUGGUUCUCGAGUUAUUCUUGGUAAAUAUCAUGUGUUUCGAUUCCAGCAUCCAGAACAAGCUCGAUUACAAAGAGAACCACCGAAAGAGAUUAUUAAUCCAGAGAAAAAUGGCCUUAAACUGGUCGAUUGGAGUUUCGCUCAACUUGAACUGUUAGAGAAACAAGGGAUUGACCUGAAAGUUGAAAUGGAAAAGAAACUUGUUGCCCUUGAAGAACAGUUCAGAAAAGAAAAGGAAGAACCGAAAAAUUAUGAGGCCAGAAUUGAGAGUUUACAGCGGCAGGUUGAUGAACAAUCGAUGACCUUAUCUUCACCUUGUGUAUCAAUGGUCACCUCGAUGGUAACCUCAAUGGUCAGUUGUAAAGACGAUUUAACAUUAGAAGAUGUUUUCAGUGAAGAAAUCAAUUGGACAGAUGACCAGUAUAAAAUUGUCGAAAGUGCAUUCGAAAAGUGGAAACACCAUCAGUUCACCAGCCUUCGAGAUGACCUUUGGGGAAAUGCGAUAUUCCUUAAAGAAGCGAAUGCAAUUUCCGUUGAGCUAAAGAAACGCGUUCAAUUUCAAUUCGUCCUUCUAACGGACACAAUGUAUUCACCUCUCCCAGUUGAUCUAAAAUCAGUUAAUUGUUACAAUCAACUAGAAAAUGUACCAAAUUUACAAUACGAAAAUCCGUCACAAAUGAAAGAUCCUCGAACCAUAGUGGCCGUUGAAGUGCUGGACACCAAAAACGGAGCAACACAUUACUGGUCACUGAGUAAAUUAAGGCAUCGACUGGAGAUGAUGCGUCAUAUUUACUAUCAUUAUUUUGACGAUUUAGAUGUUAUAAGUUCUGAAUCAAGUUCUGAUCAAUUGAUGAAAUCAUUUACCUUCUUUAAUGACGAGAUGAUGAAUCAAAUCCAGUUUCAAGAAAGAAAACGAUUAGAACUGAUGAGAGAAAUGUACAAAAACGAAGCAGAAAUGUCACCAACCUCACCUGAAUGUAAUUUCGAUUCUGGUUCGACCGGAGGUGAUCCGUUCUAUGAUAGAUUCCCCUGGUUUCGAUUAAUUGGUCGAACUUUUCUUUAUAUUUCCAAUCUUUUCCAUUCGCUGACUUUGGUUCAAAAAGUUCCAAUCGUAACUGAGAAAGGUGAUGUUAAAGGUUUUCUUCGAGUAGCAAUACAACCAGUAACUGAUGAUGAUGAUUCAGCUAAUGUUCCUGAUAUCGGCUCGGCGACUUCAUUGAAUAUCCGACAAUCAGCAAGAAUUGAAUUUAAUUCUGAUGAUCCUAAACUGUUAACAUUAAAAUCAAAAUGGUGUCAGCCUGUUGGAUCAAAGGAGUUUAAUAUUCCCAACUUAUUACAAUUAGUUAAUUGUUCCGGUGAUAAAUUUAAAAACAAUAAUGGUGAUGAUCCAGAAUCGUCAAGUGAUCAAGGUGAAAAUGAGGAUAAGCUAAACAACGAUAAUCAAAUGUUAUCUAAAUUAAGUGAACAUCUUAAAUUAGGUAAAGAUUUUACCUUUCGUGUGAUAAUUUUACAAAUAAUCGAUAUUGCCAAAGAGUAUGGGGACAUUUUCUGUCAAUUCAAUUUUCUCCACCGUCACGAUGAACCUUUUUCAACGGAACCAAUCAAGAAUACAGGUAAAGGUCCACCGCCGGGAUUUUUUCGAAUUCAAAAUAUCACCAUCCAGGUAACUCAAGAAUUCAUUGAUUACAUACAAUCGUAUCCAAUUGUCUUCGAAGUGUUUGGACAUUACCAACAGCAUCCUCUUCAUAAAGAAUCGAAAGAUGUACGAGAUUUUAUUCCAGGAGCACAGAAUCAUAAUUCUGUUCGUCAACCACCCAGACGAAUGUUCCCUCAAUUUAUUCCCGUUUCUCAGCCCAUUCCAUCGCAACGAUACUCAUUGUUAAACGCGUCCCCAAGUUCCGCUCAUAUUCAUGCUAAAUACGAUCUACUUGUUUGGUUCGAAGUCUGUGAAUUGGCACCGACCGGUGAAUACAUUCCCGUUGUUGUUGAUCAUCACGAUGAUACACCCUGUAGGGGAACUUUACUUCUUCAUCAUGGUAUUCAACGUCGUCUAAGAAUAACAGUUAUCCAUGAAGACGAUCCAGAUAUCGUUUGGAAAGAUAUAAGAGAAUUGGUUUUAGGACGAAUACGAACCAGCGUUGAUUAUCCGGAUAAUUUUGACGACGAAGAUGAUGAAUCAGUUUUAUCUCUUAGUCUAUUUUCCAUUGAAUAUCUCGAUAAAAUGGACGGUAGAAUCGUUAGAAGGUUCGAAGCGGCCUGGGACACGUCGCUUCACAACUCGUACCUCAUGAAUAGAGUCACACCAACGGGUGAACGAAUCUAUUUAACCCUCUCAGCUUAUCUCGAGUUAGAGAAUUGUAAUCAAUUGGCCAUUAUAACCAAAGAUUUAUGUCUAAUGAUCUACCAAAGAGAUGCUCGAACUCUUCCUCGAUUAGCUCCAAACACUAAGGCACUUCGUCAUUUGAUCAGUGGCGCUUAUAAGAAUGCUGAUUGUAACCAUGUUUCGGCGGUUUAUGAAUUGACCUUGAAAAGGGCAGUUGAUUGUGGGUCUCCUGGAGUAAAGAGAAGGCAACGUCGAGUUCUGGACACUUCUGGUACUUAUGUUCGAGGAGAGGAGAAUCUAAAUGGUUGGCAGCCUAGAGGUGAUUCGUUGAUAUUUGACCAUCAAUGGGAAUUGGAGAAGAUUAAACGCCUCGAAUUAACGGAAAAAGUUCGACAUGUUCUUACAGUUCGAGAGAAACUAGAAAAAGGUUCACCUCAACCGGAAUUACUUUCCUGUGGAUUAACAUCAAGUGGAUCUCGAAUGAAUUUAGCUGCUUUAGCUGCAAGCGCCAGUCCAGCAACAACUCCAGUCACUGAUGAGGCCGUUUAUCGACCAUGGGACAUGUCACCAAGGGAGAAAGAAUUAUGUCAAAAGUGUGUCAAUCAUAUUCUUGCCCAUAUACCAUCAAAACCAAGUCCACAUCAAGUGAAAAAAGCUUCCCUUGGGACACCUUCGGGUGAUGAAUCUGACCUUUGUUCAUCAAUCCAUUCAAGUCCCGAACUAUUAUCACCUGAUCGACCUCUUAGUACCAAUGAUUGGUCACAAAGAAAUAGUAAUAUAUCUGAUAAAGAUCGUGACUCUGUCCUAAGUGGGCUACUCGAUCCAACCAUGAAACCCUUGUUUGUCCCCGAAAUUGAGGAGAUACGUUUAAGUCCAGUUAUCUCUCGAAAAGGUUCAAUCCUUUUAUCGGAUGAAAAAACAUCCAAACUUUUUAAACGAUGGGCAAUCGUCCGUCGUCCAUAUCUAUUUAUCCACUGUGAUGAACGUGAUCCCAUUGAACGGGCCAUAAUCAACCUGGCAACGGCCAACAUUGAAUAUCCCGAUUAUUUGACCGAUUCUAAUCAAUGCCGAUCGAUUUCAAUUGAGACCAAACACCGAACCUUUGUCCUGCACUCUACCAAUGACAAAGAGCUACAUGAUUGGUUAUAUGCUAUUAAUCCGCUUCUUGCAGGUCAAAUUAGAUCAAAAAAUCAAUUCGAUUCAAACAUUUGGCACAUCAAUGGAUGCAACUGACAUUUCAACUAAUUUAAAUACUAAAUUAACUAAUUGCAACUCAAACUUUUUACUUGACCAUUGAAACUUUGAGCAAUUUAGGAAUCAUCUUGCCUUUAAGAUUAACUUAAUUUCUAAUUUUAUUUGAUCAAAUUUGUUGCCAAAAGGAAAAGGAUAAUUGUUGAAAUUAAUGCAGCAAUUAACAUACAACAGGCUCAACAAUCAACCCCCAGAGUAUCAACAAUCAAAAAAAAUUAACCAUUCAUAAUUUUGAGUAAUAAAAAUAAUUAUAAAUGAAUAAUUUGAUUAGGCUGAUUGAAGUAAAUUAACUUGUCUAAUUAAAAGGAUCUGAUCAACAACCAACCGAAAUAAUUAAUUUAUUUUAAUUUGAUUGAAACAAAUCACUAAUAAUUAUAUUUUGUUAAAUUUUUUAUCUAUUUUCUUCAUAAUUUAAUUGUCAUCCUCAUCAUCAUCUCUAAAUUGUAGGCAUUAAUUUGAUUUAAUCAAAGUUAAUCAACGUUUUUACCAAUAAUCUAGUAACUUUGGUAAUCAUUUCAACCAAUUUAAGUUAAUUUGUUGUUCACUUUGUGCUUUUAAUUGUUCAACUUAAUUGUUCAUUAGACUUUUUUUUUCCUCAUUCAUUUUGAGUUGUGAGUUUUGUGUUAAUUAUACUUGAUGUGAUUUAAUAACAACAAUUUAAUCACAACGAUUAAUUACAAUUAAAGUUUCAAUCAACAAAUAAAUUCCCUUCUAUUUGUAUCGUUAUUUCAAUUGAAAAAGUUUCAAUCAACUAAUUUAGUUUCACGUCGAUAUUGAUAUUCAAUUGAAUGUUAAUUGUUAACAAUCAAUUUAUCAAGACUAUUGCUAAUUA